UCUCCCCUCUAUUCGGAAGUAUUUAAUGCAUGAGGUCACGGAGAAGGAGGAAACAGAUCUCGAUAGCUAAGAUGGCGGAGGAACAGCAGGAAUCCUCGCAGGGAGAGAUGGAAGGAGUUAAUUGUCUCGCCUACGAUGAGGCCAUAAUCGCUCAACAGGACAGGAUUCAGCAGGAGAUCGCAAACAGCAACCCGCUAGUGUCGGACAGACAGGACCUGUCGGUGCUGCAGAGAGAAUACGCUGAGGACGACACGGUUUAUCAACUCAAGCUCAAGGACUUAUACAAAAAGUACGCGUAUAUCCGCAAAACACGACCAGAUGGAAACUGCUUUUACAGAGCCUUCGGCUUCGCACAUCUAGAGUCGCUGCUAGACGACAGCAAAGAACUUCAGAAAUUUAAAGCAGUUGCAGCUAAAAGCAAACUAGACCUGGUUAGCGAAGGCUUCACUGAGUUUACCAUUGAGGAUUUCCACAACACGUUCAUGGACUUGAUUGAACUGUGUGAGAAACAUCCGAGGCUGCAGGAGCUGCUGAACUCUUUCAAUGACCAGAACAUGUCCGACUACGUUGUCGUUUACCUGCGCCUCCUUACCUCAGGCUACUUGCAGCGAGAGCAUGGCUUCUUCGAGCAUUUCAUCGAGGGAGGACGUACCAUCAAGGAGUUCUGUCAGCAGGAAGUAGAGCCUAUGUCUAAAGAAAGUGACCACAUUCACAUCAUUGCCUUAGCCAAGGCCCUGAAUGUAUCCAUUCUGGUGGAGUACAUGGACAGAGGGGAAGGAGGGUCUGUCAAUAACCACAUCUUCCCUGAAGGGGGCGACCCACGCAUCUUCCUGCUGUACAGACCAGGCCAUUACGACAUCCUGUACAAAUAACACUCCUGGGCCACAUCAGAUCACAUCCUCUCCUCAAGCUGCACUCCGCAGGGGGAGCGUUUAAGAAAAAAAACAAACAAAAAAUAACAUCAGCUGCCACGUUGAUUUACGAAUCGCAUCUGUGUCUGAGAUGAUUCUCAUUUAUUUGGAAAUAAAACGAUAAAAUCACAUGCGUCUCAUUUACCCCUCUUACGCCAAACCUCCCCCAGCCCCAGGCCAUCCUCCGCCGUCACACAAAAUGGUUAACGGAAAAAAUAUAGUUGGAAAAUAGAAGUGACUCCAGCCGAUUAGUUGUACAGGUUUUUUUUUUUUUUUUUUUUGGUUUUUUUUCUUUUGUGGUUGUAAAUGUUAUCUUCUUGCUUUGUUUGAUUCUCUUCCUUUGGUACACUGCGUUUCAUUGAGUUUUAUUAAAGCAAUUUACAUCUUA
Messenger RNA from Xiphophorus hellerii (green swordtail), 1299 nucleotides. Its product is annotated as ubiquitin thioesterase OTUB1. The coding region runs from base 30 to 872 and encodes 280 amino acids. Gene Ontology annotation, molecular function: cysteine-type deubiquitinase activity; ubiquitin binding. The record is from RefSeq and is a predicted model, not a curated record. Gene Ontology annotation, cellular component: nucleus. The transcript has 7 exons. NCBI's taxonomy places the organism in Eukaryota, Metazoa, Chordata, Actinopteri, Cyprinodontiformes, Poeciliidae. Gene Ontology annotation, biological process: negative regulation of double-strand break repair; protein K48-linked deubiquitination.